Mobula hypostoma (lesser devil ray) is the source of this 1488-nucleotide messenger RNA. RefSeq names its product transmembrane protein 267 (gene tmem267). The record is from RefSeq and is a predicted model, not a curated record. NCBI's taxonomy places the organism in Eukaryota, Metazoa, Chordata, Chondrichthyes, Myliobatiformes, Myliobatidae. The transcript has 3 exons. The coding region runs from base 312 to 989 and encodes 225 amino acids.
GUGGAGGGGGUUCGGGUCUGCUGUUGGUUGGUACCGCUGAAUCCCUUUGUUGUGGCAGUGGGCUCGGCGGGUUCAUGUUGUGCUGGAGCUCACUGAGGGAUAUGAAUCUUCCUGCUACUGACACAGUGCGGGGGAAGCGCCGAGCCGAGUGAGUGGCCCACGCCUCAGGCUGGCCGCUCCAUGCCUUUCAGUUAAUUCAGCGCUGACCCGUGCGUGUGCAUCCAUCCUGGGGCUCUCUGUGGCCGGUGUUCAUCGGCUGAAAUAAGAAUGAGGAACAUGGAUGUAAAAUAUCAUGGAUGAUACAUUGAACGAUGUUCAAGUCAAAACAAUCAACGAUUGCAAUGGCAACAGAGACAGAACAUGCUCAAGCACUGCUGAAAACGUUCAGCACAGCAUCAGUCAUUUCGAGUAUUGGACUAGGAAUUUUCUGCUUCCUCUCUGAUCACUGUUUACAGUUUUCAUUAAUACAGAGCAACGAUUGGCUUAGGGCUUUUUCAGACAACGCUGUGCAUGGUGUCAUCGGACUGUGGUCUUGGGCUAUUGUCAUUGGAUUGAGAAAGAAGAGUGAUUUUUAUGAGGUAAUUUUAGCUGGCCUUCUGUCUUCUGUCAUUGAUGCUGACCACUUUGUGGCAGCUGGAUCCUUAUCUUUGAAGGCUGCAUUGCAUCUCCCACAAAGGCCUCCGCUGCAUUGCUCCACAGUCAUACCUGUGGCAGCCUUUUCAGUGAAACUUGCCAUGUGGAUAUUUAGACUUAAAGAUUCUUGGUGCUUCCUUCCGUGGAUGGUCACCAUUUCCUGGGUCUCCCAUCAUGUCCGCGAUGGCGUCCGCCACGGUCUUUGGUUCUGUCCCUUUGGAAGUACAGCUGCUGUGCCGUAUUGGACCUACAUAGCAAUUACAUCCUCGUUCCCACACCUUUGCUCUGUUCUAAUGUACAUGACUGGUACGAGAGAAACAAUGUCUAUGUCCCAUGGAAUUGCAAUUGAUGUAUAACACUAUGAUGUUCUUUUUCUUUUUUAAGGUACAGCACCUUGCACUGAACUAUGUUAAUAUGGAAAUUCUAACUAGCAGUAUACUUUUUGUGGGACUUCUGUGUAACAGGGGAUCAUGGCAUCAUGCAAUCCAUUCAAAAUCAUCGCUACAUUCCAUUCACUGAAGCUGCUUAAUGUUUGUGUAUUUAGGAAAGUAGCUGUAGUACUUUAAGCUUGUAAACAUGAUCAAAUCUUCACAACAUAACUAGCUUUCAAAUGAUCAAGUGAAUGUACUGUGAUUGUUAGUUAUAUUUAUUUAUACAAGGAUGCUAGUUUGUUGAAAAUAGAUGCUGUGGUGUGAUAGUACUGGAUUAUCUAUAGUUGUGACUAUAAUUUAUGACACUUAAUAUUUUGUAAACAGUGAGUACUUUUGUUUAUAGUGAUCUGAAAUAACUCAAUUUCAAAUUAAAUUAAACAGUUUUCACUUAUAUCCCAAAAUUCCUUGUGCACUGCUUUUCACU